UUACUGACCGGUUCAAGCCAGAAUUAUUAUGGCUAGCUUAAUUAAUUGGCUUAGAGUGACAAGCGAGCAUCACCAUCUUCUGGGAUUUCCUUAAGUUGCUGGUUGGGACUAAUUAGACUAGAGGAUGUUUAUCCUAAUUGAUAAAGGCGUGUUUGGCUAUACGCGUGUCCCUGGAUCAUAUUGAUUACAGCCGCAUUAACUUGAGCCCCCGUGACAGAGACUGACAGCUGGUAGAUGGACAUUUUUGUCUCCAAAGUGCACGUCAGACAGAUUUUAGUUGUGUUUACUUGAGAGACGGCAGAGAGAAAGACAAGUUUGACACGCUGUGUGACUGCUAUCCUGAGCCGUAGUCCUCAUCCAUAGGGAUCAAGACAUAGUGUAGGUAGAAAAGAUACUGUACACUAUUUCAGUGCAGUUCGAUGGGAAGAAAGGAAAGGAUAUUUAACUUGAAAUUAGAGACAUCCUCAUCCGUUUGUGCAUGUGUACUCAUCAUCUCUGAUGGCUGCUUUAAACUGGCACACUACACAUUCACACAUUUAUAGUAAAGGAACUUGUACUUCUGUGUCGGUAUAAAUCCACUAGAUUUCAACAGAAUCAGAAAAACACUCGUAGGCACAGAAAGAGGCCUGUUGUAGAUAUUCUUUCACAUGCCUGGUGGCAGCCAACCAAUUCGCUUCAAUGGAGAAUUGCAGCAGCAAAAGAACUAAUUGUAGAGGCCGGCGUUACCUCAGCAUCACCUGGGAGAUAGCCUAGCCUAGCUCAGCUCAGGUCAGCGCAGCCCCGCUAGCUAGUCCGUGACCCCUCCCCAACCCCUUCCCUCUCCUCCUGCAUCCCACACAACACCCCUCCUCUCCCCUUCUAGUUUUUCCAAGUGAGUUGCCAUGGCAUCAGUGCGCUUCACGGUGACGCCCACCAAGGCGGAGGACCUCCCCGGGCUGUCCGACACGUCGCCUGACAUGAGCUCCUGCUCCGGCGCCCGCGUGCGCUUCGGCUCCAGGGAAAGCGUCAAUCGAAGUGACCCGCUCAGCGAGGUGUCAGGAGGUGGGACAGGAGGAGGGGCCGACACGUCGGAACAGAGCAGUGUGGAGCAAGGUGAUGGAAAUUCCAAAAUUUCCAGUGUGUACAUCAACAACACUCAUGGGAUGGAUGACGAUGACUUCUACGACAGAAACUUGGCCUUAUUUGAGGAGGAGAUGGACACUCGGCCGAAAGUGUCUUCUCUGCUCAGUCGCCUGGCCAACUACACCAACCUAACGCAAGGGGCCAAGGAACACGAGGAGGCAGAGAGCAUCGGCGAGAAGAAGAAAGCCAGCAAAUCGCCACAGAUGGGGACGUUUAUGGGCGUUUACCUGCCUUGCCUCCAGAACAUCUUCGGUGUCAUCCUGUUCCUGCGGUUGACCUGGGUGGUGGGAUCUGCUGGGGUGUUGCAGGGCCUUUGUAUUGUCUUCAUAUGCUGUUGCUGUACGUUGUUGACUGCAAUAUCGAUGAGUGCAAUCGCCACUAAUGGAGUUGUACCAGCGGGAGGCGCCUACUUCAUGAUCAGUCGCUCUCUGGGUCCAGAGUUUGGGGGGGCAGUGGGCCUGUGUUUCUACUUGGGCACCACCUUUGCUGGGGCCAUGUACAUCCUGGGAGCCAUCGAGAUCCUUCUGAUGUACAUAGCACCUAAGGCAGCCAUUUUUGAGUCAAAGUACCCUGAAGGCGAAGGGGCGGCCUUGUUGAACAACAUGCGGGUCUACGGCUCGAUCUGUCUCCUCCUGAUGUCCUUGCUGGUCUUCGUGGGUGUGAAGUAUGUCAACAAACUGGCCUCCAUUUUCUUGGCGUGUGUCAUCGUCUCCAUCGUUUCCAUCUAUGUCGGAGCGCUGGUCUCCGCCUUCAAACCGCCACAGUUCCCCGUGUGCAUGCUGGGAAACAGAAGUAUCAGCGGCCAUGAAAUUGAUGACAACCAAUGUGCGAAAACCAUCCUGCUACAGAUCAAAGAGCCAGUGGAGACAGCUGAUGCCAAUUUUACAGUUAUUAAUGAAAACAGCACUGUGGGCCCGACCUUUGACCCCAGCCCUGCUCCUGCUCUGGUGGAGAAGACCACAUAUCUUUGGAAGCAGUUUUGCCAGGGCCCAGAACUCAACGCCUCUUGUGAUGAAUACUUCUUUUCCAACAAUUUUUCAGAGAUUGAAGGGAUCCCCGGUCUGGCCAGUGGGAUCAUUUCAGAGAACCUGUGGAGCUCCUACCUCAGCAAAGGGGACGUGGUGGAGAAAGGCUCCCUUAAGUCCUCUCAUGUUGCACAUCCGGCAUCCACUCAGCAGCCUUAUGUGUUUGCUGACAUCACCACCUCCUUCACACUGUUGGUGGGCAUCUUCUUCCCCUCUGUCACAGGAAUCAUGGCUGGUUCCAACCGGUCAGGGGAUCUGAAAGAUGCCCAGCGCUCCAUCCCCAUUGGAACCAUUCUCGCCAUCCUCACCACCUCCUUCGUCUACCUGAGCAGCGUUGUUUUGUUUGGAGCCUGCAUCGACGGGGUGGUCCUCAGAGACAAGUUUGGAGACUCGGUUAAAGGCAAUCUGGUGGUGGGGACUCUGGCUUGGCCCACUCCCUGGGUCAUUGUGAUUGGCUCUUUCUUCUCAACAUGUGGCGCAGGCCUCCAGUCGCUGACCGGCGCACCCCGACUGCUACAAGCCAUUGCCAAGGACAACAUCAUCCCCUUCCUGCGGGUGUUUGGCCACGGGAAGGCUAAUGGGGAGCCCACAUGGGCCCUGCUGCUGACGGCCCUGAUAGCAGAGUUGGGGAUCCUCAUUGCCUCUCUGGACCUGGUGGCUCCCAUCCUUACAAUGUUUUUCCUGAUGUGUUAUCUGUUUGUGAACCUGGCCUGUGCCCUCCAGACCCUCCUGAGGACGCCCAACUGGAGGCCACGCUUUUCCUAUUACCACUGGACCUUGUCAUUUUUGGGGAUGACUAUCUGCCUGGCGCUCAUGUUCAUAUCCUCUUGGUACUACGCAAUCGUUGCCAUGGUGAUCGCCGGCAUGAUCUACAAGUACAUUGAGUACCACGGAGCGGAGAAAGAGUGGGGGGAUGGGAUCCGCGGUCUCUCGCUCAGUGCUGCCCGUUAUGCCCUCCUGAGGUUGGAGGAGGGACCACCGCACACCAAAAACUGGAGGCCCCAGGUGUUGAUCUUACUAAAACUGGACGAGGACGCCCACGUCAAAUCUCCUCGCCUGCUGACGUUUGCCAGUCAGCUGAAGGCGGGAAAGGGCCUGACCAUCGUUGGCACAGUCGUCUCCGGCAACUUCCUACAAAGCUAUGGAGAGGCCCUUGCUGCUGAACAGACUCUUAAGCACCUGAUGGAUAAAGAGCGUGUAAAGGGCUUCUGUCAGUGUAUCGUGGCUCAGAAGCCGCGUGAAGGUAUCAGCCACAUGAUCCAGUCCAGCGGCCUGGGAGGAAUGAAACCCAACACUGUGGUGAUGGGCUGGCCUCAUGCCUGGAGGCAAAGCGAGGACCCACAGGCCUGGAAGACCUUCAUCAACACAGUGCGGGUGACCACAGCAGCCCACCUUGCCCUGCUGGUGCCCAAAAACAUCUCUCUGUUCCCCAGCAACAGUGAGCCCUGCACAGAGGGCUAUAUCGACGUCUGGUGGAUCGUCCAUGAUGGGGGAAUGCUAAUGCUGCUGCCCUUCCUGCUGCGCCAACACAAAGUGUGGCGUAAGUGUUCUAUGCGAAUCUUCACAGUGGCCCAGAUGGAGGAUAAUUCAAUCCAGAUGAAAAAGGAUCUGGCAACCUUCCUCUAUCACCUACGCAUUGAGGCUGAGGUGGAAGUAGUUGAGAUGCAUGACAGUGAUAUCAGUGCAUACACCUAUGAAAGGACCCUGAUGAUGGAGCAGAGGUCUCAGAUGCUCAGACAGAUGAGACUGUCUAAAUCCGACCGGGAAAGAGAGGGAAAUCCUGGUAGCAGCAGCAGUAGGCCAGAUGCAGGUGGAGCUACAAGGUCUCAGGCCCAGCUGGUGAAAGACCGUAACUCCAUGCUGCGGCUGACGAGCAUUGGAUCAGACGACGACGACGACACCGACGGUGGAGAGCGAGACAGGGUGGUGAGCACCGGCGGCGGCAGCGCCGAGCAUCAUCGACGAGUCCAGAUGACCUGGACCAAAGAGAAGACCUCGCAGUACAGAGCCACGCACUCUGGCUGCUCCACACCCGAGGGCUUUAGAGACAUGCUCAGCAUCAGGCCGGACCACUCCAACGUCAGGCGGAUGCACACCGCCGUCAAGCUCAACGAGGUCAUUGUCAACAAAUCCCACGAUGCCCGGCUUGUCCUGCUCAACAUGCCGGGACCCCCCAAGAACACGGAGGGAGAUGAGAACUACAUGGAGUUCCUGGAGGUUCUUACAGAAGGAUUAGAGCGCGUCCUGUUGGUCAGAGGUGGAGGAAGUGAAGUCAUCACCAUCUACUCCUGAUUGGACAAACAGAGGAAGCCAGUGUUUUAAAGAGGCAACCAAUCACGCAGAAUUGAAGCAAAGGGAGUUGGUGGGGGGCCUGUGAGCUCUGGGGUCAUGGGCCCUAAAAGAGAGACCAUCAUUGACUGCAGCGUCAGUCAUCACGCCCAACACCCACCCUUCAGACCUUUUCCUUUCAUCUUUACACUUUUCUGUCAUGACAAGGGUUUCCAUUCCACUUAUGUCGAGCUACAGAAACAACACAAUUCCACGAAUGAGCAAAAGAAAACAAGAGUGAUCAACUCUGUGUGUGUGUGUGUGUGUGUGUGUGUAUGUGUGUUUAUGUUUGUUGUAGAAGGGACCAGUGGUGUGUUUGGGCAUUGGACCAGUUGAUGAGAAGAAGUAUAAAAUGUAGAGUGCGAGAGGCUGUGAAGCGUCCCAGAAACGGAGCAGUCGUUCCACUGACGAGACUCAGGGUUGCUUUUUGUACAGAAUGUAUUUUGGAAGCAGAUGUGAGUGCUCUGAGAGGAGGCUGAAUGUCUGAAUUACGUGUUUUUUUUCCUCUUUGAAGACACAGUAAAGUUUAUUCCAAUACUACAUAAAACCUGGAAAAGUAACACUGCAUCAAAGGAAGUGAGGAGCCUGUAGUUUUAAACCGGCUCAGUGCUUUACUUAAGGAAAAUCAGUGUACUUUUGUGCUGUCUCCUAAUAACAGGAAAGAUAGAAAUGAUAUCAUUUAAUUGCAUCUGUAGUGGUUUUCUUUCUUACCUCAGAAUUUGUUUUAUAAACAGUGAAGUUCAAAGUGGUGUGACACUGAAUUAGUUUCUAAUUCUUUGUCUGAACUUGCUGUUUCUCAGAAUCUACUGUCCUGUAUGGAGGCCCAUUUUCGCCAGGAAAAGUAAAAAAGAUAAAGAAAAAGUUGGUUGCGACAAACAAACAACAAAACAAACGUUUUAUUUGCUGUCUCUUCAUUUUGAUUUAUCUCCUAAUAUUGACUAUAAAUUUGACUUUUUGAAGUCAAAAUUAUGAAAUAUAAAGUCAACAUUGACUUAAUUCACUGAAAUUUUUAAUUAUUAGAUUAAAAAAAUCUAAAUUUUGAGUUAUUAAUUCAGAAUCAAAAGAUAAGUCAUAUUAAUGACUUACUAGGGCAAAAACAUGAGAUGGUACGUCAAAAUGAUUAGACAAAAAGUCAAAAUUAUAAAUCACAUUUUUGACUUACUGAAGUCAAAAUUAUGACUUAAUAAGGUGAAUCUAUGAGAUAACAUUUUUGGGAUAAAAAGUCACAUUUUUGAGAUAUUAAGUAUGAAUUUGUAUCUCAUAAUUUUGAUUUAUCCACUCUUUCUUAGUAGAAAUAAGCUGCUAUUCCAUAAUCUGAUGAAAACAAAUGAUUUACAAUUACCAAAUGACACAUAUCUUAUAUCUAUAUACAGUGAAACACCAGCAGUGCGCUCUGCUAUUAGGUGGUGCUGGCGGUGCGAUGGGAAAAUCUCGGUUACUUAAAUCUAGAGCUGGGGGGGGGGGCUUCUCUUUAUGCACCACAUUUAUGGAUUUGUGAUGUCAACCAAGGUCCCAGGAAAACCAAAAUUAAACCAAUGAUAAGAAAAAUUACCAGAGGUCUUCUCUGUGUCGUUCACGUUGGACUGCAUGCGAGGAGUCGUGUUAGUAUGUUAGAGUGCAUGAUGGCAGCGUAGUGUGUGUUUGGAAAAGUGAGGUGAGACUCUGCGGUUGUUGUUUGCGAAGGCCUCGGAAAGCAUUGUUGACACACUGGACCAUCGUGGAGAGGACCACUGCACUGCAUGCUGUCAAAAUGUCACUGUCGCUUGGAGAGAAGUGUGUUUUAUGUGAGUGUGUGAAUGAUACAUGUGUUAAUUUGACACAGUACAGUGUUUUCCAUUCCUUUUAACGAGAAUAUUGGCUGCACUGUGUAGAGUGAGCUUGUGUCCUGAAACUCUCCACCUCACCACACACCUAAACUACACCUGCUGACAUCCUGCUUUGUGUGUGUGUGUGUGUGUGUGUGUGUGUGUGUGUGUGUGUGUGUGUGUGAAUGAGAGGUCGUUGCUAAAGUAAGGAACUGUAAACUAGAGGUGUUUGAUUCCCCUUUUAACGCUUUGUUCUUUUUUCUUUUUUUACAGUGUUAUUGUAAAGGGAUUCUUUUAUGUUCAUUGUUAUUUCCUAAACAUUGUUUUUCUUGCUUGUACAUAAAGACAAAAAAGA
This is a messenger RNA of Siniperca chuatsi (mandarin fish), 6635 nucleotides long. Its product is annotated as solute carrier family 12 member 6-like. The coding region runs from base 882 to 4439 and encodes 1185 amino acids. Gene Ontology annotation, cellular component: membrane. Gene Ontology annotation, biological process: chemical synaptic transmission; cell volume homeostasis; potassium ion import across plasma membrane. NCBI's taxonomy places the organism in Eukaryota, Metazoa, Chordata, Actinopteri, Centrarchiformes, Sinipercidae. Gene Ontology annotation, molecular function: potassium:chloride symporter activity. The record is from RefSeq and is a predicted model, not a curated record. The transcript is spliced from 27 exons.